This is a messenger RNA of Daucus carota subsp. sativus, 3106 nucleotides long. RefSeq names its product pentatricopeptide repeat-containing protein At1g06140, mitochondrial. Gene Ontology annotation, molecular function: RNA binding; protein binding. NCBI's taxonomy places the organism in Eukaryota, Viridiplantae, Streptophyta, Magnoliopsida, Apiales, Apiaceae. Gene Ontology annotation, biological process: RNA modification. Bases 64 to 2469 code for a protein of 801 amino acids. The record is from RefSeq and is a predicted model, not a curated record. Gene Ontology annotation, cellular component: intracellular membrane-bounded organelle. The transcript has a single exon.
UUUUGAGCCGCAAUUUAAAUAUAUUUAUGCAGCUAAACUGCAGCACAGUCACUCAACGCAAACAUGAAUGUGCUCUUAUCUCGUACAUUGAUCAACAAGAUCAACUCUCUCAACUCCAUCCCAUCUCUGUCUAUAUAUUUCUCAACUUCGACUUCACAACACGGGGGCCAUUAUUUUGAGACACUUACUUUAGAUAAUAUCGUUUCUUCCUUAAACAACUGUAGUGACAUUCAUUUCUUGAAAAAGCUUCAUGCUUGUAUAUUCACUAAUGGCUAUCAAGACAACAUCUUUUUGGGCUCUAAGCUUCUAAAUUCAUAUGCCAAGUUCGGAUAUUUAACUGAAUCGAGAUGGGUAUUUAGUAAAAUUAUAAAUAAUAAUCUGUCUCUUUGGAACUCAGUUCUUGUUGGGUAUUUUAGAGCUAAUCAGUUUGAUGAAGUUUUAAGGUUGUAUUGUGAAUUAAGGGGUAAAAGAAUAGGUGUUCAUAGUUCAGUGAUUACAUUUGGUUUAAAAAGUUGUGUUGAAUUGGGUGAGCUGGAACAUGGAUGUGUUAUUCAUGUUGAUGCUAUUAAGUUUGGGUUAGGUAGUGAUCCAUUUGUGGGUUCUUCACUGAUUGGUCUGUAUUGUAGGUAUGGUGAUAUUGAGGAUGCAUCUAAAGUGUUUGAUGAAAUCAUUGAGAAGGAUCUUGUUGCGUAUACUUCGAUGAUUAGUGGUUAUGCUAAAAUUGGUGAUCAUCGAGCUUAUGAGGCUUUUGAGAUUGUAAAAUGUAUGCAGAUGGAUGGAAUUGAUCCUAAUCGAGUGACGUUGGUGAGCUUAUUACAUGCUGCAGCACAGUUACAAGAUGUUGAAUAUGGUCGGUCGGUCCAUGGGUAUGCUACUAGAAGAGGAAUUGGUUGUUUUGAAGAAGUUUUUGAAACUUGUCUGAUGGACAUGUAUCUCAAGUGUGGGAAACCAUACAAUGCAAUGAUACUAUGUAGUAAUAUGAAGUUCCGAAGUGUUGCUUCGUGGAAUGCGCUGAUUGUGGGCCAUUUGCAAUUGGGGCAACCAGAGGAAGCUUUGAAUCUCUUUGUCUUAAUGAUUCAAGAAAGACAAAAACCUGAUCUGAUUUCUUUGGCAAAUGGGAUUUUGUGUUGUGCUGAUUUAGGGUUAUUACGUGAAGGCAAGAGCGUGCAAGGCUAUGCAAUUCGGAGUGGAAUAGAACUCGAUAUCGUUACUAUCACAGCUCUGAUUGACUUGUACUUGAAAUGUAAUAAUACUUAUACAGCCUUGAAACUUUUCAAUGGUAUAGAGGACAAGGAUGUGAUUUCAUGUAACGUGAUGAUGACUGGGUUUCUCCAAAGUGGAUCUGCCAAUGAGGUGAUGAAGAUAUUCCAUGAAAUGGUCAUACGGGGUAUUAAACCUAAUCAAAGUACCUUUCUAAGUAUAAUCACUGCAUGUUCUAAUUUGGGAGACAUCAGGCAAGGCAAGUUCAUCCACGGAUAUGUGAUUAGGCACAAUUUUGAGUCAAACACUGACAUAGCUAAUCAAGUUAUUUAUAUGUAUGCAAAGUGUCAUUUCAUAGAUUGUGCGAGGAAAGUCUUCAACAGACUAAAACGUAAAGAUUUGGUUUCUUGGACAUCCAUGAUGAUGGGUUAUGUGAAUGAUGGACAUGCUGAUGAAGCCAUGUAUUUGUUUUGUCUUAUGCAAGGAGACGGAGUACUCCCAGAUUCUGUUACAUUAAUCUGCCUCCUUCAAGCAUUUACUCAGCUUAAAUAUUUUAGCCUAGCAAAGGAGGUUCAUUCUUUUAUGUAUCGAGUAUGUAUGGAAAACGAGAUACCAGUCAUCAAUUCGUUGCUGACUACAUAUAGCAAAUCUGGAAAACUGCAUUUAUCAGAAAAAUUGUUUGCCCAUAUGAAAAGACGGAAUUUGGCAUCCUGGAACUCCAUGAUAGCUGCUUACGGGAUGCAUGGGAGAUGCCACGACGCACUCAACCUAUUUAAACUAAUGGAAAAGGAAUGCAUUGUCCCUGAUGAGUUGACGAUCACAUCAGUUCUUUCAGCUUGCAGUCAUUCAGGCCUUGUAGAAGAGGGUCUGAGUGUCUUCAGGUCCAUGAAAGAAGAUUUUUCUAUGAUACCAUGUGAAGAGCACUACAGUUGCAUAGUGGACUUAUUAAGCCGAUCUGGACAGCUUGAGGAAGCAUACCAUUUCCUGCAAAGUGUUCCUCUACAACAUUGUGGUUCAGCAUACAGUUCAUUGCUUGCUGCUUGUAGAGUUCAUGGAAAAACUAAAUUAGGGGAGGUUAUAGGAAGGCAAUUUAUGGAAAUAGAAUCUCAAAACCCAAGUGCUUAUAGAAUGGUUUCUAACUUAUAUGCAGAAGAUGACAGAUGGGAUGCAGCAGCCCAAAUAAGAUCUGCUGCAAACGAGAGAGGCUUUAAAAGGACUGCUGGUUACAGUAUGGUAGAGUUAGAAAAUCAGGUGUUUGAUAAUAUUUGAUCCGAUUUUAACUAGUCCUUCCAGUUCACUCAGUUUUGUAUUCUUUCUUACUUCAAAUCUAUAUUCCUAGAUUGUAUUAAGAAUAUAUUUGUUAGUUGUCUUUCUCUCCUGGAAAAUAGAGGCCCAAGUUACAGAAGUCUAUACAUGUGCUCGCAAUAUGGAAGAAUCUCUCUUUAAGAAGAAUAGUAAAGCUUGUCAUGCAUGACAUACAUUUUCCACUUCUAACAGCGAAAGUCUGAAGCUCCCAAAGCGGCACCAACAGCUCCCAAGCAGAACAGAGUGGCUCCAAUCUCAGUCCUCGCUACUCACAUUAUGAAGAAGUUCAACAUGGAAACAGGAAGGUUUAAGAGGUAUUAGAUGUGUAACCUGAUCUAUAAAAUUAGUUCUCUAAAUGUGUAACUUGUAAAGUUCUUAUAUUCAGUUUAGAGAAACCAGCAAAAUCUGAAGGAGGGCUCGAACUGCUUCAAGCAGAGAUCUGUCUGUCCGAUCAACUCUAUGAAGAUAAACCAACUGAAAUCAGCUUGGUCGGCUUAUAUUGGACAUCAGGUUUCUGUGUAAAACCCUGUCCCAAUUUACAUUGUUUUAGCUGUAUUACCAAUAUAUGUAUCCUGCUACUAAAAAUUCUAUUUGAAAAAUU